UACAACGUUAACUUUAGUUUAGUGCACAGGUGAGCUAAAAACUUUAUUUUCUAAUUUAGCUCGGGAUCGAGAAACAACGAAAAAACAUGGCCAUCGGCCGUGUGAGAAAUUGGCUUGUCAACUUUGCAACAAAGCCAUUUGUCCAGAUAUGUACAGAACAAGAGUUACUGGCCAAUCAGAGUAAACAAUGGAAUCAGAUAAGGACAAAGAUGGUGGACCAUAAAAUGACUCGAGAUAACAAACGGAGAAAAAUACUUCAGGAACAUGGCCCCGAGAGAUUCCGUGUAAAUAUGGUCCGAAAAAGCAAACUUAUACCAAGAGAAAUAAAAGAGCUUGCUGAUAAGGAAAUUAAACAGUUUCCACUUAACAGUGCCUACACUAGAAUCCAUAAUAGAUGUAUAUUGACUUCACGUCCUCGUGCUGUGCUGAAAAGAUGGCAUGUCAGUCGAAUCAUGUUUCGCCAUCUUGCCGAUUAUAAUAAACUCUCAGGAUUUACACGAUCAUCGUGGUGAUAUAGAACUCAUAUUAAUGAUUGUGAAUUAUUACUCAGUUUGUUAAAUAACAAAUAUACAUUAUAAACAAAAUAUCAUUUGAAAUUAG
Saccostrea cuccullata (small rock oyster) is the source of this 600-nucleotide messenger RNA. RefSeq names its product small ribosomal subunit protein uS14m-like. Gene Ontology annotation, biological process: translation. Gene Ontology annotation, cellular component: mitochondrial small ribosomal subunit; ribosome. Gene Ontology annotation, molecular function: structural constituent of ribosome. The transcript is spliced from 3 exons. The record is from RefSeq and is a predicted model, not a curated record. NCBI's taxonomy places the organism in Eukaryota, Metazoa, Mollusca, Bivalvia, Ostreida, Ostreidae. Bases 87 to 512 code for a protein of 141 amino acids.